This is a messenger RNA of Aureobasidium musti, 1138 nucleotides long. The record is from the annotation of a GenBank genome assembly. NCBI's taxonomy places the organism in Eukaryota, Fungi, Ascomycota, Dothideomycetes, Dothideales, Saccotheciaceae.
CAAACAUGGCAACGACAGCAACGGCGACAUUAAGAAGGCUGACCAGGCCUUCGGUGCUAUCGAAUUGGUGCAGACCGACAUGCGCAGCACAAUGGUCGCGNNUAUUGACGGUGUCCUCCUCCGUUCGUCAGACCCUCUACCUCGAGCUCACAAAGCCCUGUCGCUCCUACAGACCGAACGCAUCCCCUUUAUCCUCNNCCUCACCAAUGGCGGCGGCAAGCACGAGUCGGAGCGAGUGGACGAGCUUCGUCAAAAGCUUGAUAUCGACCUAGACACGUCCAUGUUCGUGCAGAGUCACACCCCUUUCGCCGACAUGAAGGAGCUCCACGACAAGACAGUGCUGGUUGUAGGAGGCGACUACGACAAAUGCCAGCUCGUUGCCCAGAAAUACGGCUUCAAAGCCGUCGUCACNCCUGGCGAUAUCGUUACCGCAUACCCCGACAUCUGGCCAUUCACAAAAAUCUUCGCAGAGUACUACCAAAAGUUCGCCAAACCACUACCUGCUCCCAUUGACGCCGAGAACCCAGACAAGUCCCUGAAGAUCGAUGCUGUCUUUGUAUACAACGAUCCUCGCGAUUGGGGCUUGGAUACAACAAUCAUUACAGAUUUACUAUUGUCAAGAGAGGGAAUCAUGGGCACACUAUCGAGCAAGAAUGGCGACAAGUCACUUUCGAACAAUGGAUACCAACAAGACAACCAGCCCAAACUCUACUUCUCCAACCCUGACCUGUGGUGGGCUGCGAAAUACCAUCUACCACGAUUGGGCCAGGGAGGCUUCAGAGAGGGCUUGGAAGGCGUGUGGGCAGCCAUCACAGGAGGCCAGAACGCCGGCGUGCAACUGCANAAGAAGGUCAUUGGCAAGCCUUACCACGAGACAUACGAGUUUGCCGAGAAGAGAUUGAGAGCACAUAGAAACGACCUGUACACUGGCGAGUCAAUAGAGCCUUUGCGCAAGGUCUACAUGGUCGAAUCGGAUAUUGCUGGUGGAAACUCGUACAAGAGUGCUUUUGGUAGCAAGUGGUCGUCUAUCCUGCUCCGAACCGGUGUAUAUGCUGGAGGCGAACCCGCUCACAAGCCCACUGUCAUUGUCGAUGAUGUGUACGAUGCCGUGCAAUGGGCCAUUGAGGACGCUAAGAAA